Electrophorus electricus (electric eel) is the source of this 3709-nucleotide messenger RNA. It is a transcript of the gene lrrc32, whose product is annotated as leucine rich repeat containing 32. Gene Ontology annotation, molecular function: protein binding. Lineage: Eukaryota; Metazoa; Chordata; Actinopteri; Gymnotiformes; Gymnotidae. The record is from RefSeq and is a predicted model, not a curated record.
CAGCUACUAAACUAAGAAGCAACAGGCAGCAUGACCGAUUCUCCCUGCGCAGGACAGUAGCGUUGUCACAUUCUCUAUAAAGCACCAUGGGGGCCCGAGUGUGGUUACUCCUCUUCCUUGUGAAUGGAUUUGCAGCCGUUCUGCACCCACAGCUGCUCUCCUCCUGCCAUGUGCUCAAGCGGGUUGCAAAUUGCACCAAUUUGAACCUGACAAGUAUCCCACACUGGCUGCCUCCUGACAUCCACAAGGUAGACCUGUCACACAACUUCCUCCAAAACCUCACAGACAUCCUGCCUUUCUAUCCAGCCAUCCACCAGUUCAGUCUACACUCCAACAGGAUCCAGUUCAUCCAGCCAGGUCUCUUCAGAACCAUGAGCCACCUACAGGUUCUGGACCUCUCACGGAACCAGCUGGACCUUUAUGCAGCUCUGAAAAUACCCAUAGGGCCACUCACCUCUGUCCAGGAACUGGACCUGUCUGGGAACGGUCUCUACACAGAUAUGAGUGACUACUUUCUGGGAGAUGCCCCUGCUCUCACUAACCUCUCUUUAAAUGGAAACAGCAUCACCAAAAUAGGCAAAAGCACUUUUAUAGGCUCCCCAGCACUGAGAAACAUAGACUUACACAACAAUGUCAUUUUAGAAAUUGAAGAGGGCACAUUUGACUCCCUGCAGCAUCUUGUCGAGCUCGAUUUAUCGAUGAACUCAAUCUCAUGUAUCACCAACUUUAAUCUCUACCAUCUGAAUUCACUGAACUUGAGCAAGAACAGCAUGAUGUCCUUCCAGAGCGUCAUCACGGAUCAGGACUUCCAGCUGCUCUACCUGGACCUGAGGGAGAACAAGAUCCACUAUUUCCCCAUGCUGCCAAGCAAGAACAAACUCAUCUACCUGGACCUGUCGCGGAAUCAGUUGCACAGUGUGAACAGCACCGAUGCAGACGAGGAGCUGCAGUGCCAGAAACACAGGGACGAGCUAAUGUGCGAACACCGCCAGAACUGCAAAUUCCCCCCAGAGCUUUGCAAGCUCCUCUACUUGGACCUAAGCUACAACCAGCUCAAGUCCAUUCCCCCAGACUUCUUUGGCAGCAUGGUGGCUCUGGAGUUGCUGAACAUCAGCAACAACUGUCUCGAGAGUUUUAUGGUGGACCAGGGGAGCCCAUUGAACAAGCUGAAGACUCUCGACCUGAGCUUCAACAACCUGCAGAACCUGUCAUUCGGAAAUUGUACGCUGAGGAAGCUGGAGGCACUCUACCUGCAGGGCAACUCGCUCAGCACUCUCCAUCCUGGGAUUUUCCAAGUUCUUCCUAGUAUCAAAACCCUACACUUGCAACAAAACCAGCUGAGUGUCUGUGGCCUAGAGAAACAUCUCAGCUGGAGCUGUGUCUAUCUCUCAUAUAUCCCUACACUCCAAUACCUCUACCUCUCUGAAAAUGUCCUUCUUUCCUUGCCAGCACAUGCCUUCCAGUGCAGCCAGUUGCUCAUCCUGGACCUGUCCCUAAACCCUGGAGUAGAGAUAAAUGCACAUGCUUUCUCAGGCUUGGAGAGCUCCCUUACCCAACUAUCACUGAGAGGGAACCAACUCCAGACACUUAGCACUGACCUUUCACUCCUGCGCUACCUAAAAGUGGUGGAUUUGUCCAGCAAUCGGCUCACCAGCCUGCUGCUGGGCAGUAGAGACACUGCCAUCGAGAGCCUGAACCUGCAGAACAACAGUGUGGUAACCUUGGAAGCACACACCCUGGAGACCCUAGAGAGCACGCUCAGAAGCCUCUACAUGGGCUCGAAUCCCCUCAGCUGCUGCCGAAACAUGCACCUCAUCGAACUGGUGCAGCAGAACAGCGUACAGAUCCCUGACAUUGCUUUGGUUACAUGCAAGUACAGAAAGGACACUGAGUAUGUGGAGAUUAACCUUAGGAAUGUACAAAGUGAGCACUGUGAAACUCUGAAUAGCAAAGUGCUUGUGAUUAGCAUGAUCACUGUGCUAGCUUUAGGGCUAAUGGUGGUUUUGCUGGUUGCCAUAAGGUUGUGCCACUCGAAAGGUCACAGAUUCAACCACAGCUACAAGGCCUAAAAAACUUCUGAAGGAAAACCAAGAAAGGAAACUGAAGGUUCUACAUCUCACACAGAUGCAGUGACAGUCACAUGAGUUCAGCAACAAGCCCUUUUGCAGAGCUACACUGAACUCCACUAUGUAGGAAAUGGUUCAGAUAACAAAAGGUUAAAACACUAGGACCAGUCAAUGUCCAUCUAUGUCAGGCUAUGGCUCAGAAUGUCAGCAUCAGCAUGAGUUAAACAAGAGAUCUGUCCUCUUGAAGAUGUUGGAUACAUAUGGUCUCAUGAGAAUCCUGACUUAAUGAGACAGUGGUAAUCAUUGAAAAAAUGACAAAUGAAGGAUAAUAAUUGCUGUGUGCAAUUGCAUAUACAAACUUUUUGAAGGACUUUUGCUUUCAUGGCAAUACUGUGUUUUUAUAUGAUCACUACAUUCCCACAGGGCUGGUCUUGGCUUGCUGGCUCACUCUUUUGCACUUUAAGGACUGUAAUAUGUGAAUAUAAAAGCUAUGUAAAAUGUAAUGUGUUUGUACUGUACUUAAAUGUAACUAAAACCCAUCAAACACUAUAGUCAAUGCACAUGCUAUAUUUUGACGGAUUUUAAGAAAGAUCUGGGGGAUGUAGAUUACAGCCGUAUUCAUGGAUUAAUGAGAUGACUAAGGCUUUGUCUUAAGUUAGCCUUUAAAGUAAGUUAGCUAGGCCAGUAGCAUUCACAUGUGAGUGGGAUAACCUAUGAACUUGACUUAACGUAGCUUUGAGUUAUCUAGCUUACAAAGGGUUUCAGCUGUUUUAUAUGCCCCUUGGUGCAUUGUGGUUCAAUCUAAAGGCCAGUGGCGUGGUAGUCAUGGGACCAGAUGAAGAUGCAGAUCGUGGAGUGUGUGUGGGGGGUGCGUGAUAUGAUUUAGCCACGCCAGGGCAGAGGAAGUACUGCUGUCUGGACACCUGCAGUAAAAACACAGCAUGUUUUCACAGCUUUAGGGUCACUGCAGAUAGCUUUCCUGUUAUUGAUUCACUCUCUCCAACUCUCCCUGAACAAGACAUGUGUUGAUGCAGGACAAAAAUGCAAUUCACUGCAAGAAUAUUAUAAUCGAUUUACAUCUUCAAAUAGUGAAUGUAUUUCAUAUCACAUGUCACAUUUGGCCUCACACUUUCCGUAUUUACUCAAGCUGUGACUGAUGCAUUAUACCUCCCACUUAUUUAUUAAUAGAGAACUGUGGAGGAAGCAGAUUGGAUCUACUGUCCAUAUGUGGAGCGGGCAUGACUGAAAUAGACAAGAGGAAAUCCCUGUGUGUUUGCAUGUGUCAUCUGCUCGCGUAUAAAUAGGAACUAAUUUCACAGCCUGUUGAGUCGAUAACGAGAGAGCUGUUUCCUCAUGGUCACUACCACUUCUUGCAUCCUCCUACGCAAUCUGCAAAUACCGAAACCAGCAGUUAUCACACACACACACACACACACACACACCCACACACCCAAAACCACUCGGUUCUGCAGAGAUCGUCUCUGUAUGUUCUCAGUCUCCUGCUUCAUUUCAGUAAAUGUUUGUGCUUUUUGAAGGAGUUAUAAUAAAUCUGUAUAAAGAAUGUAAAUUAAUUAGAUAUAUAAUUGUAGCAGAGAUAUAUUUAUAAAGUUCUGUAUUUUCCUAAAUAAAUGACCUGUCCUACA